Messenger RNA from Neurospora crassa OR74A, 1305 nucleotides. RefSeq lists its product as hypothetical. The transcript is spliced from 2 exons. NCBI's taxonomy places the organism in Eukaryota, Fungi, Ascomycota, Sordariomycetes, Sordariales, Sordariaceae. The record is from RefSeq and is a predicted model, not a curated record. Bases 1 to 702 code for a protein of 233 amino acids.
AUGACUAGAUCUUCUUCUCAGCAUAAUGAUACUUCUAGUACUUCCAGCCGCGGCACUCAAGAUUCUGGUCGCACAUAUAAUUCUAAUCGUCGGUUGUCCGAGAGAGUAUCCGACCACAUUGAUGAAGACGGUCACGAUCAUAAGGUCCCUAACAAAUAUCCACCCUUGCGCACCAGAACCCGUCGGAGUGCGACUGUCCCAACUGAAGGACGUAAUUCCCUCUGGCGUCCGCGCCCUCGCAACGGCCUAGGCGUUGUGGCCGAAGACUCCCACUGGGACCCAGCAUUCAACAACAGAUACUUAUCCUCCUCACCCUCCUCCGAUGACGACAACCGCACUUACGACUCCUCCUCUUCAUCAUCAUCAUCAUCCACCACCGUAGCCCACUCACCAACCGAUUCCAUCCUCAUCGCAAGCUUCGACGAAGGCGCAAAUUGUCUCAAGCCACCUACCGACGACAGAAACACAACAACAACAACAACAGCAAGGCGACCCAUCUUGGCUCCACUGUACGCCGGUCCGGAAGAGACGUUCCCCAAUACGCCUCCUGUAGACGUCGUUCCCGAGCGCGAACCCGAGUGGGAUGGCCUGGCGAGGUCGGAACCCCCGUUUCAACCCAUGUUCAUGGGCAAGCACUUUGAUCCAAGGGAUCCGUAUCGGUAUGGACGGGGACCUGCUCGGGGUCGUGGGGGAGGUCGGUAGGCUUCUUUUUUGAUGGGGAGGUUAAAGGUGGGUUUGAUGGGCUAUAGUUCUUUGCUUUCAUGAUGUUGCUUUGUUAUAUUGGUGUUGGGUUGUGUUGGGUGGUUGGUUUGUUGGUAUUAUGCCUUGGACUGGACUGGUUUGGGGGAAACCAUAUACAAGAAAAGAAAAAAAAGGAAAAGAAAGCAUCAAGGGAAAAGGCAAAAAGUUGGUGUUGAUAGCAUGGCGUGGUAUGGCGUCGUUAUAUGGAUAUAUACAGGAUCUGAAGCAGAUCUUUUGGUCGGCCCGUGGGAUUCCAUUUCUUUCUCUUUUCUCUUUUUUUUUUUUUUUUUUUUUUUUUCUUCAUAUAGCACAGAAAGGUACGACGACGACGGGAUGGGAUGAUUUUUCUAGAUUUCAAAUUUCAAAAGUUCUUGCAACCUUAGGGUCUUCUUUCUUUUCUUUCUUUUUUUUCCUCCUCCUCCUCUUCUUUUGCAUUUUUUUUUCUUCUGUCGACCAUCACCCUCCAGAUAUACCCACUACUUUUGCUGUACUAUUUUCUUGCUUCUUGCUUCUUGCUAGACUAGUUAGUUAGUUAGUUAGUUAGUUACUUACUUACUUACUUAC